This is a messenger RNA of Xenopus laevis (African clawed frog), 3661 nucleotides long. RefSeq lists its product as uncharacterized. Bases 1175 to 2125 code for a protein of 316 amino acids. The record is from RefSeq and is a predicted model, not a curated record. NCBI's taxonomy places the organism in Eukaryota, Metazoa, Chordata, Amphibia, Anura, Pipidae. The transcript is spliced from 2 exons.
GCUGCACCCCUGACUCUGUGGGGAGACCGACACUGCCAUGUUCAAGGCCAUGCAGACCAUUUAAUCCCCUUUUUACUGGGUUAAACCUGAAUAGAUUCAUUAAAUUUGAAACGGUAUUGAGGGAUGUUGAUGUGGAUUACGAGGGAAAGGUCCCUAUAUUUUCGAGUUAUUGCUAUGUUGGGACAUAAUGAGUUUAGAAAAGUAUAUCUCCUUUAAUUGGAUUCCCAGAGGGUUAAGGAUAAAAAAGUAUCCGACCUUUGCAAAAGAUAAUAUUGAGUUUACUCAGAAAUGGAACGGGGGUUAACAAAAUGCUCAUUGGACCUAACGGAACUUAUUAUUAAUUACAAAAAAACUGAAUUUACAUGAAACUAGGGAAGAGAUAAAUGAGGCUCAAUCCUUUCUUACAGGACAUGAGAAAUCUCCUGAUUUUCAAAGACUUGAUCAACAAUUAAAAAUAUAUCUAGAUAAAUUGGAAGGAGUAGUAAGUGCAAGAAGUGAAAGCUUAAGCGUGACAAAUGGCACUAUGAGAAUGAUUCUGUUCAUAUUUGACAUAAACCCAGGUCCAUCCUGAAAAGCCUAUUGACUAUAGAUCUAAAUCUGUUUCCUUUUCGAGCGAUUCAGGUGACGAAACAUCGUUCUGCACAGGAGACGCUGAAGUGACAUCUUUGUGUCAAACUGGAAGGAGUCCAAGGGGAAUAGAUCUCAACGAUCUGGACAAUCACGAUCAACCAAGCAGCCAAAAAACUACUAUGGCCAGGGGCCACAAUCAAAGAAAAAGAGAACAGAAGAGAACAUGGACAAAGAACCACUACAGGGCCACAAGAGAACCAGAAGGGGAGGAAAGAGAUUUCGGGGGAAAAUAUUACAAGUUGAGAGAAAAUCCAAAAAGGAAGAACAGGAUCUACUAAAUGUUGUAAAUAUAUCUUCAUUUGAUUUGACUAUUUCACAGACAAAAGUUUUAAAGCAUGGGUUGUCUUUUGCCCCCUCUCAUCACUUUAAUGUAUUUAACACAUUGCUAGAUGUCAAUAAGUUUAUUCGUAAGUGAACCUUACAUAGACAAUUUGGAACAUGUGGGUUCCCAGAGUAUGGGAAUAAUCCCAGGGAUUCCACUACUUUUCAGGGACAAUGUUGUCUUUCUGAUUUGCAGUCACUGCAAGGGGAAAAUCUUAGUUCCAUGACCACACAGGGUGAAAUAGGGAACAUAACCUUAUCUAAAAGGCCUAUAUCUGAUUUUUACCCUAUCCAAUCCAGAUGCCCCUCUAUGGACAUCUUUCAGGAAUUAGUGGAAGCUGAGUUAAAAGAAAUAGCGACCAAUUCACCUAAACACAGGAGGGAUAAUAUAUCCCCUGAGGAAAGGAAGGCACUGAAAGACCUGAGAGAACCCAGACAUCACAAUCCGCCAAUCGGACAAAGGAGGUUGUGUAGUGUCAUGAACACCAAAGACUAUAAAGCAGAGGUGGACCGCCAAUUAAACAAUGGUGACACAUACAUUAUACACUAUAGUUGGAUUUUGAUGGAUGUCAAGUCGUUAUAUUCUUGUAUACCACAUAACAUGGGAGUACACGCCAUCACAGAGAUUCUCACAAACUCAGGACUGUACACGCAAGAUCUCAUUCACUACACCAUUUUGGUUUUAGAAUUUUUACUCACACACAAUAUCAAUUUAUAUCAAUAUCAAUCAGCCCAUACAUAUAUAACUGAUGCAGGAUAUAAGUCCAAGAGGAAAUCCACCAGAUCAGUUAACGAUAAGGAAAAGAUUUUCUUGGUGACAGACUAUAGUGAGAAAUUUACAGCAGUAUGUAAAACAAUAAAAAAAUAUCUUCUGAUUUUAUAUAGUGAUAGCCAACUCAAGGAUAUCAUUUCCCCCAAAGAUAUCAAAUUUGUAUCAAGGAAGGCCCCCACUUUGGGUAGGAUGCUGGCCCCCAGUGUGGUCUCUUCCUCUACAUCAGUAAUUGGGGUGAAUUGGCUCUUAACAAAGGGCACAUAUAAAUGUGGAGCAACCACAUGUAAGACCUGUAAAGUUAUCACUAUAAGUCAGGGCUUUAAAUCCAAAUUUAAACAUGCCACGAAUACCAGAACAAAGGGUUUUUCAAUUGUAAUUCGAAACACAUAUUUUACCUGCUAGAAUGCAAAAAUUGUACUAAACAAUAUGUGGCACUUUGAAAGAACGAAUACUGAAGGACAUGAGGGCCAUUAAAAACAAGGAUGAAAAAUCCCUCAUAGGAAAACAUUUUGCAGCCUGCUCAAUUAGAGGCUGUUAUGAUUUGGGAGUAAAAGUAAGUGGCGGUGGUGGGCCCUGGUGCCAGGGGGCAUGGUGAUUGGCCGGUCACUGAGUCAAUCCUGCCCAGUUUUCCUAAUUUGCAAAACCGGGCAGGUUUUGACCAGGGCAGCUCUUCAAAUUACCAGGCUGUCUGGGUCAAAACCGAACAGGUGGCAACCCUACCACUCUUGCUCUAUUCAGAAAUGUCCAUUUCACUGUUUGUGAAUAUAUAUUGAAUUGGCCAAUUGUAAGCGCUUGGUGGUCUAGUGGGGACUAGCGCCCGGCAGGGACACCCACAGCCCUAGUCCUAUUUCCUCAAGUGCCGGUUCUCUAUGGCUCUAUGGUUCUGGCUUUAUGCGUUGGGCGUGUGACAUCAUGAAGCCGAGUGGUGCAAAAUUCAUAUAUUUAAAGGGGCUUUGCACUCAAACUCAUUGUGCUCGAACAAACCUUCGCACUGAUUUGGUGGAUGCCCCCAUAUCUGCUUUUAUAAGGGAAUCCUGAAGGUUCUCACCUCGCUGAUAGGCCAUUAAUGGGGAAGAAAAUAUCUGUAUAUGUGAUGCACAGGUUUGCAAAAUGUGCCAAUGUUUUCUAAUGAUUUUCCUGACAUUGUUUCUAGCUGUCGUAUAUUUACUAACAAACGCUAGUCUAGAGGAUUCCCUUCGACCUCUUUGUUGUCUCAACUCAUUUUGUGGUAAGCUCUCCACUUCAGUUCUUGCCAUUUCCAAGAGCUCCCUGGGAUAUUCUCUCACAGCGAAUCUUCUUUGCAUUUUAUCUAGUCUCUGUAUUUCUCUCUGUUGUUCAGAGACUAUACGUCUCACUCUCACGAAUUUUGACUUUGGCAAAUUGUUUUUCAAUGACGGAGAGUGGAAACUAGAGAAAUGCAACAAAUGAUUACGCUCUGUCUCUUUCUUAUAUAGAUCAGUUAUUAACCGAGGUCCUUCUUUUUUGAUUGUCACAUCCAGAAAAUUUACUGUCUCCAAAUCGUGCUCCAUGGUAAAGUGUAGGGUUGGGACCACAGUGUUCAGAUAUGCAACAAACAUUAUGAUGUUGUGGUCGGGACCAGUAGAGAGCCUUAUAAUAUCAUCUAUAUAGCGAUGAUACAACUGGCAGUAUUGUUUGUACAAAGGAUUUAUAUAGAUAUAAUUCCUUUCAAAGUGAUCCUGAAACAUAAAACAAUUCUCCCUCAGGACCACCUCUAAUAAUGAGAGGAAGAACUCUUGUAUUUGGUGGGGGUAGUUAUUGUGUAUAAUUAGCAUCUCUCGUAUUGCAUCUAACCCUGCAUCAUCCAUAAUAAAGUAUAGAGACUCUGGAUAUCCAUUGUUACCAGAAUCGUCUCAUUUUUUACCGUACACAAAUCCAAAAUAUUUAACAAAUGUGUUGUAUCCUUUAAAGGAGAAGGAA